Messenger RNA from Myzus persicae (green peach aphid), 1830 nucleotides. RefSeq names its product la protein homolog. The record is from RefSeq and is a predicted model, not a curated record. The transcript is spliced from 2 exons. Gene Ontology annotation, molecular function: RNA binding. Gene Ontology annotation, cellular component: cytosol; cytoplasmic stress granule; ribonucleoprotein complex. Gene Ontology annotation, biological process: RNA processing; positive regulation of translation. NCBI's taxonomy places the organism in Eukaryota, Metazoa, Arthropoda, Insecta, Hemiptera, Aphididae. Bases 365 to 1006 code for a protein of 213 amino acids.
AAUAAUUACUAUAAAACUUGUCUACGAAUUAUCAGUUCCAUUCAGUUCAUUUUCUUUUCCAAAUGCGACUAUGAGGUGAUUGUCGAUUCCCGAACACAAAAUAUUAUUUUAAUACAGCGAUAAAAUGUUCCUGUUGGCUUUCAUUAUUAUUAUUCUCACGUCAUACAAGUCUAUUAAUGUCGGUAAAGUGAAUUAGUAGCAUACAGUUAUCUUUACAUAAACCGGCAAGGUUACUGACGUUACCGGUCAUAUCCAAACAAUAAUACAUAUUCUAUUCAAUCGCCAAUAUCGUAUUUUUGGUUUGCAAGCCACACACGAGGAUCUCGCCAUCGAAACAAGUAGCCGCGGUAUAAUCGCUGCAACAAUGGCAUCGUCGUUCAAGCACGUCACCGGAGUCUGGGGACAGGGAGGCACCGGAACCGCGGAACGGGAUUCGAGAAUCGUCAAGCAACUCGAGUUCUAUUUCAACGACACCAAUUUGCCGUAUGACAAGUUCCUCCAGGCCCAAAUCCGGCUCGACGACGGCUGGGUGCCUAUCCGCGUGCUCUUGACGUUCAAAAUGUUGAAGUCCAUCACCAGGGACUCGGCCGUGAUCGCGUCCGCCGUCAAGCGGGCCGCCGACGACUGCAUCGUGGAAGUCGACGAAACGGACGCCAAAAUCCGGCGCAAACCGAAAAUCGCCGCGCCCGCCCCCGAUCGCGGCCUGUUCAAGGACAUCGUCCAAAGGUCGGUUUAUUGCAGCGGUUUCCCGAGGACGGCCACCGUGGACGAACUCUUGGAGUUCGCCGCGACGUUCGGCGACAACGUCAUCACGAAAACCACCCCCAUGAGAUUCGGGUCCAAAGCGUUCAAGGGUUCGCUUUACUUCACGUUCAGCGCCAGAGACGAGGCGGAAAAGUUUUUGGGAAGAAAAUCCGUCGAGUACAACGGAGUUGAAAUAAAGCGCAUGUGGGAGAGUGAUUUUUUGGGAAAUUACAAAGCCUACAGUCCAUUCAAUUACGCAUAAAAUGUCUAACACUUCCAGUGUAGGUACACACCGAACACACUAAACACACAUUGCAAAAGUUUAUUAAGUUUAUUUUAGUUUCAUUUUUUUCAUCUGUUCAAAUUGCAUGCUUAAUAGUAGUCAUUAUUUUAGUUACAAAUAUCGGACGAUUGUAAAUAUCGAUGGACUUAAAUAGCUAGCAUACUAGCAUAUUUUCAUGUUGUAAGAGCCUUCAACAAUCUCAAACGGCAAACACACGUACAUAUAUAAUAUAUAUUGUGUAUUUUUCAAAAUAUGUUUUUACAUGAAAACACAACAAAAACUAAGAGUAGCUACAGCUUAUGAUAGUUUCAAUUAUAAUUUUAAGUUUUUUUGUGUAAUCAUAACUUAAUAUUAUUAUUAUUAAUAUUAUUAAUGGUUUGAAUCUUUUAAAUACUUUUUAUAUUACCUAAUACUUAUUUCUGUACAAUGUUAAAUUAAUAUUGAAUAUAAUACAAAUGCCAACAUUAAUAAAUAUUUUUUUAACAAAUUCUUUAAAGUUACUAGUAUAUUCAGAUUUACAGACUGUUUUAGAAGUGUUUGGUAGUUAUGUGAUGAGGAGUAGUAUUUUAAGUCUACAUGAUAGAUAUGAUUAAGGAUAUUCCAUAUAUAGUUUUUUACAUUUAAAGUACCGUAGAGAUCAUUUACAUGAAAAUUAUAUUAUUUUGAUAGAAUAAAUCUCAAUAGGUAGUGAGUUUAAAGUUAAAAUAAGUGGAUUUAAGGCAAACGUUCAUGCAUUUCCCCAAAUAACAAUACCGUAACUAAUAAUGGAUUGUACAAGUUAUAAAUAAACUGCAUGUAAAGUC